CAACAACAAAACAAUAGUAGGUAGCCGAAUUUGUUUCUUGUUUGUUUUCCCACCCUUUUAUCGAUUAUCGCAAUGGCGGAUAGGGGCGACAGACGCCAUUCGUACGGAGAAACGAAAGUUUCAAAUUUGGAGGAUCCACCGAAUUCGAGAUUAUUCAUAAUAUGCAGCAAACAGUUGGGUGAGGAAGACUUUCGAAAUGCAUUUUCAAAAUAUGGCGAAAUUGAGGAGAUAUGGGUCGUCAAAGACCGCCAAACUGGCGAACGCAAAGGUGUGACGUACAUCAAAUUUGUGAAAACCUCGGCAGCGGCACAGGCACUUGAAGCUAUGAACGGCAAGAUUAUUGGUGAUACAUCGCGUCCGAUAAAAGUUAUGAUUGCUGCCAGUCGUGAGCAAGGUGCCAAACGUGAUGGAAAUGAAGAAGAGAAAAUUCAACGAUUAUUUGUGAUCGUUCCCAAGUCGAUGACGGACGAUGAUCUCUAUAAUACAUUUAAAAUUUAUGGUGAUAUCGAUUACGCCAUGAUUAUUAAAGACAAAGAGACCCGUGAAAGUAAGGGAUUCGCUUACAUUAAGUACUUUAAAUUUUCGCAUGCGGCCAAUGCAUUCGAGCAAUGCGAUCGCAAAUUUAAAGCUGUUUUUGCCGAACCAAGGAAGUCAAAGCCAGACGUUAACGACCGUCUGCCUAGUUCCUUUGAAUCUCCUUCUAAAAGUAAUAAUUCAUUUAAUGUUCCUGAUCUCGGUCAUGACGGAAUUACAAGACUGCAAGUGAUUGGUUGUCCUUCGUUGAAUCAAGAUCAAAUGUGGAAAUUGUUUGAUAUUAUACCAGGUAUGGAUUAUUGCCAACUAAGACUGGAUGGACAACCGAGGCCUGUACGUUCAAUAACCACAGUUGUAUAUGGAAGUCCUCAAGCAGCCGCCUACGCGUGCGAUAAAUUACACGGAUUCGAGUACCCGCCAGGAAGUCGAUUAAUCGUCAAGCCCGACUAUGACAGCUCUAAAGUGUUUAAUAAUGACAAUUCGCGUUCGCCCAUACCGCGUAACCCAACACCUUCGGAGAGCACGAAGUCUGAUUUGCGUCAGCUUGCCGAAACAAUCGCGAGGGCCACUAGUCUAAUUCAAGCAGCCGGAUUUUCCAAGGAUACGUUGAGUUCAUGUAUUGGCGAUGAUGACUUGUUUUCUUCUAGUGUAAAAUUACCGGAUAAAAAACCCUUGUCCACUGCUGAUACCAAAACUGUUGCAAGAUGUUUCAUCGUGUGUUCUCAGCCGCCGCCUUCGCCAACUCUAUUGAAAGAUAUAUUUUGCCGUUUCGGAAAUCUUAUUGAAGUGUAUCUCCUAUACAAUCGGAAUUGUGGGUAUGCAAACUACGCAUCCAAGGAGUCUGCCGAAACUGCCAUUACGACGUUGCAUGGCGCAGAAAUAUGCGGUACAAGGUUUAAGGUGAUGGAAGCGGAGGAGCGUGACAACAGCAAGCGCAAACGUUUACGUUUGGACGAUGAGUCCAACUGAACGAUGUAGGUGACUGACUUCAGCCACAGACCAUGAACAAUGUUCCCGUGAUGACUAUGUUCUCUAGUGUGAUUUAUACCAGGUAACCAAAUAAGUUUGUACAUUUUUUGUAUACAGCAGAAUGCCUUGAAUAUUUUUAAGUUAUAAAUCAGGAGCAUUAUACAGUUGUUUAAUUUCUAAUGUGAAUAAAUUAAGGACGAGGCUGAUGACAAUUAACAAGGGGGAUCUGUAACAGAUUUUGGAGUUUGCACCUUUACUGCUUAGGAAAGUUACACCCAGCUUGUCUUACCAUUUGUUGGCAUGCAACAAUAAUGAGAACAUCUUUAUUGGUUGUUAUAUUGUACUAAAAUUCUAAACAUUUGUAUUAUUGGUUCUUACUGAUUAGGAUUUAUUGAGUAUUAGGUGGUUGGUGGACAACAGGAGUGGUUUAUGGAAAGGUGUCAAACCAUCACUGACCGUUUCAUAAAAUACAGGUCAGCAAUAAUCCUGACCUAUACUGCAAGAUGCAAGAGAAUAACAAUUCAAAACUUAAGUUAAUGGCGGCAAAAGGUCAUUGGGUGUGAUUGCUUUAAAAAGUAAUGUUUAAUUUAAGAAAUCACACGAACUUAUUUGGUUACCUGAUAUUUAAACUACAAGAAACUUAACUUUUUUGUUUUUAUCUAUUUGAUUUUUCUCGUAGUUUGGACUUUACACAUGACAAGGACAGUACUACUCUUUUAAAAAUGAACACGUACAAGAUUAACAUAGCAACCGAUGAUCUACUGGUACAAUACCUAUCAAAAUUUCAAUUCCUUAAUUUCCACUUAAUGACAGUACUUUGUUUAACAUAUAUGUGUGUAAUAAACCGUCGAAUAAAUAUUGAAUAAUA
Molecule: messenger RNA, 2371 nt
Organism: Photinus pyralis (common eastern firefly)
Lineage: Eukaryota; Metazoa; Arthropoda; Insecta; Coleoptera; Lampyridae
Product: RNA-binding protein 45
Exons: 9
Coding region: 73-1503 (476 amino acids)
Molecular function (GO): RNA binding
Source: RefSeq, a predicted model, not a curated record